Molecule: messenger RNA, 1092 nt
Organism: Cloeon dipterum
Lineage: Eukaryota; Metazoa; Arthropoda; Insecta; Ephemeroptera; Baetidae
Product: decapping and exoribonuclease protein-like
Exons: 5
Coding region: 1-1077 (358 amino acids)
Biological process (GO): NAD-cap decapping; nuclear-transcribed mRNA catabolic process
Cellular component (GO): nucleus; cytosol
Molecular function (GO): mRNA 5'-diphosphatase activity
Source: RefSeq, a predicted model, not a curated record
AUGGUGCCGUCGUUCGAGAUAAAAGUGGUGGACUGGUACACGAAAGACUGGUUCGGCACCUACGGCAAGGACAGGGACCAGGUUCGCUACCUUUACCUGCCCUACAUCACCAAAUUCAGUUCUGAAAGAAAAAUCGAGUUCGACCUGGAUCGCCACAAUCCGGACGACGUCUCCAAGACGAUUAACGACGUCAACGAGGAGAACAUCGACACCCUGCUCCACUGGCUGGUCAAGAACUACCAAGGACCCUGUGGACGUCCGAUAAGAAUUGGACACGAAUUCGUCUCUUACCGCGGACUCUUGUCGAAAAUCCUGUGCUCGCCUUACUCCACGAAUGACGACCUGCGCAUCUGCGCCAUUAAGGUCAACGGAACCAUUUAUAUGUGCAAAUUCCUCACGCCUAUGGAAAAGGUAGACGUGGCCAUGCAAUUUACUAAUCCGCAACUGCUCAAAUUCACCAAGUUUGGACGAGUUUUCGAGGGAUUCAUGGGCUCUGAGAAACCAGGUGUGAAGCCUGACGGGAGCAAGCCUUACUCGGAGUUGGCAGAGCUCAGUUUCGUGUACAACACUCGAGUGGGAAACCACAAACUGCUGUACAGCGCCGAGUUGGACGCUCUCGAGAGUGAAGAAGGGCUGGACUUCCCUGACGAAGCGUACCUGUACGAGCUCAAGACCUGUGGGGACAACGUCACCGUCCAAAAGUUCAACAGACAAAGGCUUUUGGCGUGGUGGGCGCAGAGUGCCCUGGCAAAGGUUGAUUCCAUCGUCGUCGGAUACAGGAGCUUCGAAGGAAUGGUGCGUAUCCUGGAGGAGAUCCGCGUCAAGGAAAUUCCUGAUCAGGCCUACGACUGGAGUGCAGAUCAGUGCAUGUUGGCGUUGCAAAAUUUCCUGUCGACCGCCAAACGAAUGAUGAAAUUCGCAUCUCAGGGAGACGUGUACGAGUUUUCUUGGAAGGCAGGGCGCAAGCGGUUCACCAAACCGAGCGUCCAAAUUUUGCAACAAGAGAACAACGAGUGCUACUUCCUUCCAGGCUGGUACCUCAACUGGCUGAAGGACGGAAAAGAGCGUCGCGAGUAAAGUGAGGGAAAAACA